AUGGAGUCCGCUAGCUACAGUUACGAACCACUCGCGUCAGAGUCUUCGUUUCGCCUUCUCCGCUUCAACCCGUCUCAGCCUUGUCCCUCUGGCGAGAAGCCGGAUUCAACGAUCAUAUGCAACGGCCAACCACUUCACGUUACGCCAAACGUAGUGUCCAUUCUACGAGCUUUACAAGGCAAAAGCUCUGUCGGAGUUUUAUGGAUUGAUUCUAUCUGCAUCGAUCAGACUUCGGUCUCGGAGAAGAACGUGCAGGUUCCCAGGAUGCGCUCCAUAUAUCGCGAAGCGGAAAGAGUUUGGGUAUGGUUGGGCGAAGGAUCCUAUGAGGUCAACACCACUUUCGAUUUCUUAUCGGAAUCAACGAGAGAAGCGCUCAUUCUCAAAGCCAAGAUUUGCGAAUGCCGUGGUCUCAAUGACGCGGUUGAUAUCAAUUUCAUCAUGGACAUUCUUCAUUUCCCAUGGUUCCAUCGCACGUGGCCCAUUCAAGAACUAGUCCUAGAGAGAGAAGCGGUCAUAGUCAGUGGAUCCAAAUACCUGUGGUGGUCCAGCUUUGUGGAAGCCCUUCGAAUCCUUCAGGAAGUGCACGAACACCACCAAAUCGCGGGGUUAGAUGGGAACUCCCUAUCUAGUCCGGCUUCUUUCUAUUAUGAGACGGAUUGCUAUCGCUUGCUUGAGAAUCUCUUGCGUCCUGAUUCCCAUCGAGGUUCCGCUGUCUCCACUGCUCUUAGAGUUGUGCGACAGAAAUUGUCGUCGGAUUCGAGAGACAAAGUGUACGGAUUGUACGGCAUCUUCCAAUACCUACGGAUUUCUGGCCUUCCUCAAGUGGACUACCGCCAAACAGUGCAACAAAUAUAUACAGACAUAACGCAAGCAGCCAUACGCGACGAGCGGUCGUUAACCAUCUUGUACCAAGUAUGUCUACCGUCUCUCAUCCCUAGUUUGCCUUCGUGGGUUCCGGAUUGGAGUAACUCGGCUUACAUUCUGCCCAUCUAUUCUGACCGUUGCUUUGCGUCGGACUCGCGCGAACCUCAGUAUUCGUUCAAUGGUACCAACCUGACGGUCUCCGGGGUUCUAAUCGACGAACUUUGCGACUUGGCUAUUUCCACCUCAUCCUGCACCCCAAAUUUCCGACGUGGGUACAACGCAAGGGUCAAUAUGAAAAAUAUUGAUGAACGGUAUGCAGCCGUAAUCGAGUUGGUUCGGACACUACAAGCAUGGGUUAGAUCCAGCACGCGACUCGAUACAUAUCCGACGGGCGAAACUCCAUUAGAAGCAUUUUACCGUACGGUGACUCAAAGUGCCGGCUUCGGUGAUGACAAGGACUGGACUCCAACCGCGUUUGCAUAUACGACAUUCUCGAAGUGGAUCUCCAUUGUGACCGCAAACUUUCCGAACAAUUAUGUCGAUCUCGAAACACUCCAUAGGGAUGUUCAGACCAGGGCCGCGUAUGAGCCGAUAAAGAGCGAUUACAUAGACCUCUUCGGAGGCAGCGCUAACGUAGAAGAAGUUUACAACCCCCAAGUAGCUAGACUUCAACACGAUAUCGCUCUGAACACCUACCACAGGACAUUCUUCACAACUAGGGAUGGGUACAUGGGGAUUGGUCCCCGCUGGUCCGAACUGGGCGACCAUUUCGCUCUAAUAGCUGGCUUACGAACUCCUUUCAUUGUGAGGAGGACUGGCCCCAACUACAGGCUCAUUGGACCUGCGUACAUCCACGGCGUCAUGAGAGGUGAACGAUGGGACGAUUCGCGAAUUGAGGACAUUACACUCGUUUAA
Molecule: messenger RNA, 1779 nt
Organism: Trematosphaeria pertusa
Lineage: Eukaryota; Fungi; Ascomycota; Dothideomycetes; Pleosporales; Trematosphaeriaceae
Exons: 4
Coding region: 1-1779 (592 amino acids)
Source: RefSeq, a predicted model, not a curated record